CCCUGGGCCCACGCUUAAGGGCAUUUCCAUCCCUGAAUGACUACUACUAUUCAAAUGGAGUCCCGUAAGCCCAAAAGAAAGUCGAAAUUCCCCAGCGAGUGACUCCAUCGUUUUCGUCUACCGUUGCUCAAUGAGACUGUGUGCCUGCUUACCUGAUAUUCGGAGGACGAAGAUGGCAGUGUGCUGUACUAGUAAAUAACAUUGGCGCAGGUCCAUUCUACCGAGUAUAAUAGAUACAUAUCUCAAGGGCUUCAAACUACAAUCGCGUCCUUCCGUUCCAUCCCACCCGUGAGGAUCGGCAAUUUCUCCUGCUGUUCAUGCGUCUCCCGAAACACGUCAAACUUCUCAUCGUGCCAUUGCUUGGCCGAGAUCUUCCGCCCGGUGCUAUCAGUGAACUGCGUAUCGUUCGCCGCUCGCAAAAAGUACGCAAUGCUGUAACGGUCCUCGUGCUGCAGACGCUCCAUGGGAAUGACCCGAUGCACGGCCGACUGAAAGCGGUUGCCCGACAGGAAGCGAAGCGUAUCGCCCACGUUGAUGACUGCAUGGCCUUCUCGUGGAGCCACGAAAUGCCAUCCCGCGGGGUCCUUGGAUAGCACCUGCAGCCCCCACUGAUCGCACAGCAAGAAGGUCAGGGUCCCGAUGUCCGUGUGUUUGUUGUGGCCCACACCAAGGUCGAGCGUCUCCUGCUUGGGGUAGCGGAACAUCGACAGCGUGGUGAGGGACUCGGCAUCUUCACGGUGGAAGUCCUUGAACGAGGCACGCUCGCCGCCCAGCCCGAGCUGGCGGUCAAGCUCUUGCAGGACAACCAUAAAGACCCGAUGGGUCAUGUUACAGAACCGCUGGAACAGCUCCUUGUUUGCGCGAAUCGCAGGGGCCAAGGCGUCGCUGUCGCUGUGCAGCUCGUCGCGCGACGCCUUGAGCGAUUCAUAGUAAUCAGGCAACGACACCACUGCCCCAGUGGAGGUAGCCACUGGCUCAUAUCUGCGGAUGCCCCCAGAGCGGCUUGAGUUAGACAUGGACACCCAUGAAAGAAGGGGAUCGCACGCCAGCUUACCCGUGUGUAUCGCUCUGCCGGUCAUCCUUCAUCUUCUCGGCCAAGUCUUGGUGGAAAUACUCUUCCAUAAAGCGCAAGACGGACCUGUGGUCUUCCAAGAUGGCAGGUUCGCCGCUCAAGUCCAGGUAAAAGAAACCCUGUCCCUCGCAUGCAGCAAGCAGUCUCUUGCCUUCAUCAGUAUCGCCCGACUUCAAUCUCCCCCAGUUUAUCACCGACAGCGGUGCUUCGGGUAAAACAGAGGUCAUAGUGCUGGUGCCAGACAGGCUAUGAUUGCUUGGAAUGGUACUAAAUGCCACAAUUCACAAAUAUGGAGGAAUGGACGCAAACGAUUCUUGCCUGACAAUUCAGCACUGGAGGUAGUUGUGCGCGGCGUGGCCGGCAGGCUAGCACUUUCAAUGGGGCUUCAUAAAAUAAAGACCACGGAUUUUGGUCGCUGACAGGGAACAAAUCAGAAGGAGAAACGGUCACAGCUCGUCGAGGGAAUUGCCUGAUGUCGGACCUUGUUUCGACCUUUCUUUUCCUCUCAGUCCGAACACCAAUCUACGCCUCCGCCUGCCACCCCGUUCCUCGUCUGUUCUGUCGCGGUUUUUUGAAGCAACCAAGAAAGCUCUACUUCUCAUUUUUUGCCAGACCUGAUCAGUGUGUACCUUCUCCUUCUCCUUGGCCCCCUUGGCCCCUUCUCCUGCUAUACAGGGGCGCGAUCCACUGCUUAUUCACGGAUCAAACGGCGACAGCAUCAGUUAGGGCCGUAUGUCUCUUGUCAGAUCAUUGUCGGUUCAGGGGUGACAUGUCUCUACGGCCGCGAAUUAAAAGCCGCACUCAACGAAAUUUGUGUACGAUCCCAUUAUAUAUACGUCAUACGACGAGGCUUGCCCUGCUGCUGUUCAGAGGUUACUCAACGUAGGCCUCCUUGAAACAUGGGGCAAUUUACUGAAACUGACGGGACAAAGUCUGCCCAAGAUGUCCCUACACCCACAUUGCUAUACUUUGGUAAUGAGUUCCCCAGCGAUGACGUGAAUGAGAUAUUCCGCCGCCUGCAGCAGCAUAGCAAGGACCGUCGAUUUAGACUCCUCAAUGCGUAUCUGGAGGACUCGAUCUUGGUCCUGCAGGAUGAGUUUGCCAAGCUCCCACACUCCGUGAGGAGCCAAGUGCCGCAUUUCGACAACAUCGCGACUUUGUCCGAGAUUGGCUAUUUACGUGAGCUGGGCCUCGGUGCGGCCAUGGAAAGUGCCUUUCUGCUAAUAUUGCAGCUUGGUUUAUUUAUUGGACAUCACGAGGCUAUUGACAGCGAGUUCGAUCUUCCGAAAGAUGUCACCACCGUGGCUGGCCUCAGCGUAGGUCUCUUCUCCGCGGCCGCCCUGACCCUUUCCAACUCGCUUGCGGAGGUGGUGAAAAACGGAGCCGAAUGCCUCAGAGUCUCUUUUCGACUCGGCGUCUACGUCGGCGACUUUUCCAGCAAGUUGGAGGCCCCGCAGCCAGAGGGUGCACUUGCCAGCUGGGCUUAUGUUGUUACCGGCUUGAACGAGGAUUCAGUCCAAAACGAGUUGACCCGUGUCAACGAAGAGUUGGGAAAUCCCGAGGUCUCCAAGGUCUUCAUUAGUGCGGCCGACAAGUCCUCUGUGAGUGUCAGUGGACCGCCAUCACGUAUCAAAGCGGCAUUCUUGCAUUCCAGCGACCUGCGAUACUCGAAGUCUCUGGCUUUGCCCGUGUACGAUGGCCUCUGCCAUUCCAGCCAUAUCUACAGCCAGGAUGAUGUCGAUGCGGUCUUGAGCAUCUCGGACUCCCUUAUUCCGGCCACGCGGCCGCUGCGACUGCCUCUUCUUUCGUCACGGACAGGGAAGCCCUUUACAGCCACCACGGCAGGUGAUUUACUUUCAGAGAUCGCCACAGAGUUGAUCACGGGCGCCAUUUAUCUUGAUAACAUAAUCAAGGGUAUUCAAAGCCACAUCGGGGCUUUUCCCGGGGCGAAUAUAUGCCGCAUCGACUCCUUCCGCACUUCAAUCAUUUUCAAAGGCAUUUUGGAUGCCAUUGCCGCAAGCCAUCCCGAGGUAACCAUCAAGAAAAAUGACCUGGUGGAUUGGGUGCACAAGGAUUUUGGUACUCGCCGUCGUAAUGAUCCUGCGAAUUCCAAAUUGGCCAUCGUUGGCAUGUCAUGCCGCAUGCCUGGUGGAGCGAACGACCUUGAAGAGUUCUGGGAGCUGCUGGAACAAGGCCGUGAUGCCUGCAUAACAGUGCCCCCGGAUCGUUUUGACCUGGAGACCCAUUACGACCCGACCGGCAAGACUGAGAAUGCAGCUCAGACCCCCUAUGGCAAUUUCAUCGACCGGCCUGGCUAUUUCGACGCUGCAUUCUUUGCAAUGUCUCCUAAAGAGGCUGAACAAACAGACCCAAUGCAGCGGCUCGCUAUAGUCACUGCAUACGAGGCCAUGGAGAUGGCUGGUCUUGUGAUCGGACGUACACCAUCCACCAUGCGUGACCGAAUCGGCAGCUACUACGGCCAGGCCAGCGACGAUUGGCGAGAGUUGAAUGCGUCGCAGAACAUUGGCACCUACGCCGUGCCCGGCGGUGUGCGGGGUUUCACCGUUGGUCGCAUCAAUUAUUUCUUCAAGCUCUCAGGUCCCUGUCUUUGUAUCGAUACCGCAUGCUCGAGCUCGAUGGCUGCAGUGCAUGCGGCCUGUAUGGCUCUCUGGGCGGGGGAUGUCGAUGUCGCAUUGGCCGGCGGCGUCAACAUUAUCACAGACCCGGAUAACUACGCUGGUCUGGGGAAUGCCCACUUCCUCUCUCCCACGGGUCAAUGCAAGGUCUGGGAUAAAGGAGCGGAUGGAUAUUGCCGCGCGGAGGGAAUCGGCUCGGUGGUCAUCAAACGCCUGGAGGACGCCGAGGCCGACAAUGACAACAUCCUGGCAGUCGUGCUCUCGGCCGCGACGAACCAUUGCGCAGAUGCCAUUUCCAUCACGCACCCUCACGCGGGCCACCAGAAAGAUAAUUGCCGCCGUGUUCUGCGCAAAGCGGGUGUCAGUCCACUGGAAGUGAGCUAUGUUGAGAUGCACGGCACCGGCACCCAGGCCGGUGAUGCUAUAGAGUCAGAGUCCGUCUUGGACGUAUUUGCACCUGUAAAGCCGCGCCGCCGCCCAGAUCAACGGCUAUAUCUCGGUGCCGUGAAGAGUAACAUAGGUCAUGGUGAGGCAGCUGCAGGUAUCUCCUCGCUGAUCAAAAUGCUUCUCAUGUUCCAGAAGAAUGCCAUUCCCCCGCACAUCGGCAUCAGGACGGAGGUCAACCCGACGCUCCCUAAGGAUGUGGAGCGGCGCAACGCUGGGCUGGUAUUCCAGACUACGCCAUGGACUCGACCCGAAGGCAAAAAGCGCACUGCCGUGGUCAACUCCUUUGGUGCCCAUGGCGGAAACACUACGCUGUUGCUUGAAGACGGCCCGGUGCGUCAGAGGAGACGCGUCAGCCCUGAGAGUGCAGACGGACGUAACGCCUACGCAAUCGCCCUCUCCGCCAAGAGCAAGAGGUCGCUGCAGGGAAAUCUCAACAACCUUCUUGCCUACCUUGAGCAAAAUCCAGACAUCGAUCUGGCGGAUCUGUCGUACACGACUUGCGCUCGGCGAACGCACCACAACCUGCGAGUCGCUACUGUAGUGUCCAGUGUUUCUGGACUGCAGAAGUUCCUACGAUCAUCUAUUGACAAUGAUGUCGCGACCACGGUGCAAUCGGUCCCAUCCACCUUACCUUCCGUGGUGUUUACCUUCACCGGCCAGGGCGCCUCCGACCGAGUGCUUUGCCAAGGGCUAUUCGACGAGUUCCCGGCGUUCCGUACCCAUGUCUUGCAGCUAGACCAGCUCGUCCAACGUCUGGGCUUCCCAUCCGUCGUGCCUGCUCUCACAGGCAGCACUGACGACGAGACUUUGUCUCCAGUGGUGAGCCAGCUCAGCAUCUUGGUCUUGGAAAUUUCUCUCGGCCGUUUCUGGCGAACUCUCGGAAUACGACCCAGCGCCGUAAUCGGCCACAGCCUCGGCGAGUAUGCAGCUCUCGAAGUCGCCGGGGUGCUCUCCGCUGCGGACGUACUCUACCUCAUCGGCCGCCGUGCGCAGAUCACCGAACAGCGUUGCACGCCCUACAGCCACGCCAUGCUGUCAGUGCUGGCUUCACCCGAUGACAUUGAGCGACUUCUUCGGCGAGUGCCUGAGACUUCCAACGUGGAGUACGAAGUAAGCUGCCAGAACACUCACGAGGACACCGUUCUCGGAGGUACGAAGGCCGACAUCGAGUCUAUCCGCAAGGUGCUCGAAUGCAACAGCUAUAAAUGCGUUCCGCUGGCGAUCCCGUUCGCUUACCACACGUCUCAGAUGGACACGGUGGUAGAAGAAUUGGAAAAGAUUGCUGAGAACAUACCAUUCAAAGCCCCCAGCAUCCCCAUCCUGUCCACCAUGCUCGGUACUGUUGUUUUCGACGGCAAGACCAUCAACCCGACGUAUCUACGCCGCCAAACCCGGGGCACGGUCAAGUUUGCCGCUGCAGUUGAGGCUGCACGGGAUAUGGGCCUUGUUGACAAUAAGACGGUCUGGAUUGACUUGGGCCCGCACCCGGUCUGCAUCAGCUUUGUCCGCAAAAUGUCUCCGGAGUCGAGGAUUGCGGCUUCAUGUCGUCGAAAUGAAGAAAACCUCUCUACCCUGACCAAAAGUCUCGUGACGCUGCACCUGACAGGCAUCACUCCGUCUUGGAACGAAUUUUUCCGACCCAACGAGCAGGCAUACGCAUUGAUCAAUCUGCCCAAAUACAGCUGGAACGAGACUAACUACUGGAUUCCAUACCUCGGAACUUGGACGCUUGACAAGGCACUCCUUAAGUACGGUGCCACACCCGCAGGGGCCAAAACAUCUGCAACACUCCCUGCGACAGGACUGCGAACCUCAACGAUCCACCAGACGACGCUCGAGAAUAUCGAGUCCACGAGUGCCACACUGCACUUGUUGUCCGAUAUGCAGGCGCCCGAGUUCCGUGCCGCCAUUCACGGACAUACCAUGAACAACUGCGGCGUAGCCACCUCGUCUAUUUGGACGGACAUGGCGUUGGCAGUGGGUGAAUAUCUGUAUCGCAAGCUGGUGCCCCAGGCAAAGGAGGUGCACAUGAAUGUGUGUGACUUGGAGGUUCUGCACGCCCAGGUCAGCAGCACGGUCAAGGGGUGCUCCCAGCCACUUGCACUCGAAGCGAAACUGGACCUGGAUACGCAGUACAUGUCGCUGGAAUGGUACAACGUCAGUGCUGACACGGGAGAGCGAGCCCCCGAAUGGUUUGCCUCGGCUGGGGUCCAGUUUGAGAAUCCAGAUGCCUGGACCGCCGAGUGGAAUCGCACGGCGCAUCUAGUCCUGGGGCGAAUUGAGACUUUGCAGCGCCUGGCUGCCGACGGUGUUGCCAAUCGCAUCUCUAAGCGCCUGGCAUACACCCUGUUCAAGAAUGUGGUCGAUUACUCUGACUGGUAUCGCGGCAUAGACAACGUUAUCAUGCAUGAGUACGAGGCUGUUGCCAAUGUCACACUCAAUCCAGAUCGUCAUGGCACCUGGCACACACCACCUCACUGGAUUGAUAGCGUCUGCCACCUGGCGGGUCUGAUUAUGAACGGCAGCGAUGCCUCCAACACACAAGACUUCUUUUAUGUCACACCGGGCAGUGAUAGCUUCCGCCUGCUGAAGCCUCUCGAGGCAGGAGCUAAGUACGUCAGCUACGUCCGGAUGUUCCCUCUGCCAGUGGAGGCCGGCAACAUGCACGCGGGUGACGUCUACAUUAUACGGGACGAUGUUAUUGUCGGUGUGUUGUGCCAGAUUCGCUUCCGGCGUGUGCCGCGGCUGUUGAUGAGUCGUUUCUUCUCGCCUCCCAAUUCUGACAAUGCCGUCGCCAAUCACGCGCCCGCGGCUCAAGGAACUCAAGUCCACAGUGCCCCCGCAGCCACCAAACAGUCACGGCGGCAGACUCAUGUGCCGGUUCCGUCCAGCCAAAUUCCGAAAAAGAAGCCUGCUGCAGAACCCAGCCAUUCACAGGUUCAUGCAACGCCCACGCCAGUAGGUCAUGAUCAGAGUACUAGUGCCGGUCGUGUAAGCGAUAGUGAUGGCACUGUCUCUAUGAGCAGUGAUGCUUCGACCGCCGAUACUACCGCCACGCCUCCCGAGUCGGCGGAGAGCACCGACUCCAAGCUGGUUGAACAGUGCAUCAAGAUCAUUUCGCGAGAGACCAACCUAGACACGAGUGAUCUGACAGCUGACGCCACCUUCGCCCAGCUCGGAAUUGACUCCUUGAUGUCCCUGGUGCUGUCAGAGAAAUUCCGCAAUGAAAUAGGCAUUGAUGUCAAGAGUUCUCUGUUCCUCGAGUGCCCGACAAUUGGAGAGUUGAAGGAAUGGAUUGAUCAGAAUUGUUGAGCAUGCGGCUCCCGAUGUGACUGGAUUGCUUCGGCAUCAUUUUAUAUAUGGUUUUCUCUUCUUUUUCUUUUCUUUUCCUCUGCGUUUUCCUGUUUCUUUUCUUGCUUUUUUAACAUCGUUUUGCAAGUAUUUGCAUGCUACUUUGGCUAAAGCAUUCGAGAAUCUGAAAUUGAGAAAGUCAUCCCCCAUUAUGCGUA
Molecule: messenger RNA, 7664 nt
Organism: Penicillium brasilianum
Lineage: Eukaryota; Fungi; Ascomycota; Eurotiomycetes; Eurotiales; Aspergillaceae
Source: the annotation of a GenBank genome assembly